UACCCAACAUUUGCAUGCAAUAACUAUAAAACCAACGCCCGAGUCUUAACCAGCUGUUAGGUGCAACUACACAAGUUCAAGAAUUUGUCUCCCUAACAAUUGCUUGGAUGCCAAUGGCGCCUACAACCACCACCACCGUGAUUCCCGCUGCUGCCACCACCACCGCGGCUUCUAUGGCGAUCACCCAAAUCAAGAAAGACCAAUCGGGUGGAAAAGAAGAGAAAGACCAGGAGCUAAUAAGCCCAGAGCUGAAGCAGCUUCUCCCAUCUCUCCCAAUAGAAAAGGGCUGGCGAACCUCCCAUCUCUAUCUUUUCCAAGGCUUUUGGUCUCACCCAAAGGUCAUCCAAGCCGUCCUCUCCGCCCAGCGCCACUUCCCGGCCCUCGACACUGAUAUCCUCCUCGCGACCAUCCCGAAAUCAGGCACAACCUGGCUCAAAGCCCUCACCUUCGCCAUUGUGAACCGAACUCGGUUCAAACCCUCCAAGAAGAACCACAACCACCCUUUGCUCAACUUCAACCCCCAUGACCUUGUGCCUUUCCUUGAAUACAAGCUCUACACUGACCGCCACCGGAUUCCCGACCUCUCUGCCGACUGCAACAGCCUUCACUCCUCCCCAAGGCUCUUCGCAACGCACGUCCCGUUCACGUCGCUGCCAAUAUCAGUCAGGAAGUCUGGCUGCCGGGUGGUGUACCUGUGCCGGAAUCUAUUGGACACUUUCGUGUCCAUAUGGCAUUUCCUCAUCGGUGUGAGGCCAGAAGGACUGGGUCCAUUUUCACUCAAGGAAGCAUUUGACAUGUACUGCAAAGGGGUUGUAGGCUUUGGUCCAUACUGGGUGCAUAUGUUGGGGUAUUGGAAGGAGAGCAUAGAGAAACCACACAAGGUUUUGUUCUUAAAGUAUGAGGACAUGAAGGAAGACAGUAGCUUUCAGCUGAAGAGGCUGGCUGAGUUUUUAGGGUUUCCUUUCUCAGUGGAGGAGGAGAGAGAUGGGGUGAUAGAGGAGAUUUCUAGGCUGUGUGGCUUUGAGAACUUGAAGGAGUUAGAGGUGAACAAGAGCGGGAAGUCUAUUGAGAACUUUGAGAACAAGAGCUUGUUCAGGAAAGGGGAAGUAGGGGACUGGGUGAAUUACCUGAGCCCUUCCAUGGUGGAGCAAUUGUCCAGUGUCAUGGAGGAGAAGUUGAGUGGCACUGGUCUUUCAUUCAAGGUGUUAAUUUCAUAGAACAGAUUGAUUAACCAGAGGGGGCUUGCACUUGGCAGUGUUCAUCUUAAUUUCUAUUCUUCGUGGGAGUUGGAUGAAACAGUGAUCAAUUAGUGCAGCAAAGCAGAAUAAAUAAUGUAAGAGCUCAUAUAUAUACCUACCUGUAUAUGUACUUUAAUCAGAAAUGAAAAUAACUUUGGUA
This is a messenger RNA of Malania oleifera, 1398 nucleotides long. RefSeq names its product cytosolic sulfotransferase 15-like. Bases 108 to 1217 code for a protein of 369 amino acids. Gene Ontology annotation, molecular function: sulfotransferase activity. The record is from RefSeq and is a predicted model, not a curated record. The transcript has a single exon. Gene Ontology annotation, cellular component: cytoplasm. Gene Ontology annotation, biological process: sulfation. NCBI's taxonomy places the organism in Eukaryota, Viridiplantae, Streptophyta, Magnoliopsida, Santalales, Ximeniaceae.